GGAUGGGCUGAGAGUGGAGGGGGCCAUCCUGCUGGGCCCAUGGGAGGGGGCCCUCAGGGGAAGGCCCUUCCUGUCUCUGGGGAAUGGAACUUCCCCUUUGGACCGAGAGCAGCAGGCUCCUGGCUCCCAGCCCCACUGCUGCCCAGCCGAGCGGCCCUACAGGACACAAAGUUCCCAGGAGGUAGCUGAGCCGGGCCAGUGAUGAAGACCGUGAGGGAUGGCGUCUUAGCAUCCCUGCUGCUGCUGCUGCUGCUGUUCCUGUUUCUGCUUGAGGUCUCUUGGGCCCAAAGCAGCUGCACCGGGCACCCGGCCAUCCCCGGCAUCCCGGGCAUUCCCGGGGCACCGGGCUCUCCUGGCACACCCGGGACCCCAGGGAUAAAAGGAGAGAAAGGGCUGCCAGGGCUGGCUGGAGACCAUGGUGAGUUUGGGGAGAAGGGAGACCCAGGGAUUCCUGGGAAUCCAGGAAAAGUAGGCCCCAAGGGCCCCGUUGGCCCCAAAGGUUCCCCAGGGCCCCCCGGAGCCCGCGGCCCCAAGGGUGAAUCAGGAGACUACAAGGCCACACAGAAAAUCGCCUUCUGUGCCAAGAGGACCAUCAACAGUGCCCUUCGGCGGGACCAGGCCAUCCGCUUUGACCAGGUGAUCACCAACCUGAACAACAACUACGAAUCUCGAAGCGGCAAGUUCACCUGCAGGGUGCCCGGCAUUUACUACUUCACCUACCAUGCCAGCUCGCGAGGAAACCUCUGCGUGAACCUCAUGCGGGGCCGGGAGCAAAUGCAGAAGGUGGUUACCUUCUGCGACUACGUCCACAACACCUUCCAGGUCUCCACGGGCAGCAUGGUCCUCAAGCUGAAGCAGGGGGAGAACGUCUUCCUGCAGGCCACUGACAAGAACUCCCUGGUGGGCAUAGAAGGUGCCAACAGCAUCUUCUCUGGGUUCCUGCUCUUCCCAGAUGUGGAGGCAUGAGCUGUGGGGCUGACUGCCUCCCUCCCCAACCCCACCCCCACCAGCAAUGCUCACGUUACCCCCACCACUCCCCCACCCAGCCAAACCACACAGAAGGGCUCCAUGGAUGUUCCUGAAAGAAUGAGUAAAUAAAAUUUUCAAAGGCCAA
Molecule: messenger RNA, 1114 nt
Organism: Acinonyx jubatus (cheetah)
Lineage: Eukaryota; Metazoa; Chordata; Mammalia; Carnivora; Felidae
Gene: C1QB
Product: complement C1q B chain
Exons: 3
Coding region: 202-966 (254 amino acids)
Molecular function (GO): protein binding
Source: RefSeq, a predicted model, not a curated record